AUAUUAGAUGAUGUCUUUUAAAAAACGAUUAAGAGAUAACAAUCUGAGUACUCUUAGAAAAGCAUUCCGUGUAAUCCCAUCCCAAUCCCAUGUGCAGAAAGUCUUUGGAUUCCUCUUGGUCUUUCUUGGUCACAGAAGACUUGAAUUAUCGUGGGAAUCUAAGCAUAACGUUCUUUGAAUGGGUGCCUGGGCUUCUUCCUUCCUCCCAGCUCCUCCUCCACCACCACCACCACCACCUCCUCCUCCUCUGGCUCCAGCUCCAGCAAAGUAUGACGUUUUCAUUAGUUUCAGAGGGGAAGACACUCGCCACAACAUUACCAGCCAUCUCUAUGCUGCUUUGUGCAGAGAAAAAAUUGUAACUUUCAUUGAUGAUAGCCUUGAGAGAGGAGAUCAGAUAUCAGAGGCACUUGUGAGGACGAUCGAGGCAUCAAAAGUCUCCAUUGUUGUUUUCUCUGAAAACUAUGCUUCUUCCAAGUGGUGCUUGGAAGAACUAGUCACGAUGCUCGAGUCCAAGAGAAAGUAUAGACAAAUUGUUAUCCCAGUCUUCUUCAACGUCGAUCCAUCACAUGUAAGAACACAGAAAGACACUUUUACAAAAGGUCUAGCUUGCCAUCAAGCUCAUCCCAAUAUACAAAUAUGGAAGGAUGCAUUGACAGAAGCUGCUAAUUUGUCUGGAUGGGAUGCAAAUGUCACAAAGUCUGAGGCUAAACUAGUUGAGGAAAUUGCUAGAGAUAUUUUGGAAAAACUAUACUACGCCUCUUCAAGUGGUAUUGAAGAUGGCCGCUUGAUUGGAAUAAGGUCACGGAUUGAGCAAGUUGAAUCAUUACUGAGCACUUGUUCUGGUGAUGUUCGUGUCAUAGGAAUUUGGGGCAUGGGAGGGAUUGGAAAAUCAACUCUUGCUGGAGCAUUCUUCAACCAUAAUUUCAACCAGUUUGAAGGGCGUUGCUUUCUUGCAAACGUCAGAGAAGAAUCUCAAAAGCACGGGUUGCACAAUCUACGUGAGAAAUUUCUUUCAGAAAUUCUGAAGAACGCUAUGAAUCAUCAUGUAGAUAUCGGCGCUCCUCAUCUAGGACAAAAUUCAUUCACAAGGAGCAGGCUUCGCCAAAAGAAGGUACUUGUUGUUCUUGAUGAUGUGAAUGAUUCAAAUCAUUUAGAGUUUUUAACGGGAGGUCGCAACGACUGGUACUUCGGCCCAGGAAGUAUUAUUAUCGUAACGAGUAGAGAUAAACAAGUGCUUAAGAAUGGAGUCGAUAUGAUCUACCAAGUCCAACAACUUGACCAUCAUGAAGCCCUCGACCUUUUCAGCCAAUAUGCUUUCAAACAAAGGCGUCCCAUGAGUGAUGAUCAUAUUGGAUUAUGUGACAAGGUAAUAAAAUAUGCUAAUGGUAACCCUUUGGCCCUAAAAGUCUUGGGUUCCUUUCUAUUUCAGAAGAGCAAGGAAGAGCAGGAAAGUGCACUGAAAAAGCUGGGGAGGACUCCUCGUAUGGAUAUUCAAGAGGUUUUGCGACUUAGUUAUGAUGGACUCGAUUACGAAGAACAAAAUAUAUUUCUUGACAUUGCAUGUUUCUUUCGUGGGAGAAACGUAAAUGGAGUUAUAAGCAUACUCAAUGGUUGUGAUUUCUCUACUGAAAUUGGAAUAAGCGUUCUUGUUGACAAAUCUCUUCUAGUUCUGCGGGAUGAUAGACUAGAGAUGCAUGAUCUGUUGCAAGAAAUGGGUCGAGAAAUUGUUCGCGGGGAAUCCAUCCAAGAGCCAGGGAAACGUACUAGGUUAUGGGAUUCUUGUGACAUUUCUCGUGUGUUGACAAGAAAUACAGGGACCAAGGCACUUGAAGGUAUAAUCCUGUACACUUCUUUGACGACAACGUUAACCCUACCUCCAACAAUAUUUACCAGGAUGCGUAAUCUUAGAUUACUUCGAAUUUACAAUUAUGGGUCAGAUGUGUGGAAAGUCCUCCUUCCUCGAGGCCUUGAAGUUCUUCCUCCUGAGUUAAGGUAUCUCGAAUGGUAUGCAUAUCCUUUGCCAUCCUUGCCCUCAAAUUUUCAUGCAGAGAAUCUAGUUGUGCUUAGAAUGCAAAGUAGCCAUGCUGAACAACUUUGGAACGGAAGACAGAAUCUUGCCAACUUGAAACAUAUGGACCUCAGUUUGUCGACCAAACUGACGAGACUUCCAGACCUGUCAAUGGCAACAAAUCUUGAAUUUUUGUGUCUUGAGGGUUGUAAAGCUUUGAUUGUGCUUCCCUCCUCUGUGGAGCACCUUCACAAGCUACUAUUUCUAGAUCUUAGUGAGUGCGAAAGGCUUAUAAAUCUUCCCGCAAACUUUUCUGCUUUGAAAUCCCUUGAAAUUCUUGAUCUCUUUGGCUGCUCCAGCAUCACUGAAUUUGCAGAUGCCCCAAGGAACAUCAAACACUUGGUUUUAAGUCGUACUGCAAUAUCAGUUGUUCCCUCUUCAAUAGGAUAUCUCCCUUCACUUAAUACAGUGGAAAUCUCAAAUGUUCUUCAUUUGGGCAAACCUCCCUUGUCAAUACCUAGUAGCAUUUGGACGUCAAAAUUCGUCACAAACCUUUGUUUAUCUAGAGUGGCUAUCGAAGAGUUACCGAAAAGUCUUGGCAGCUUAUGCUCAUUAGAAUUUCUAGGACUAACGGGGAACAACUUCCGGCGCAUACCUGAAACCAUCAAACACCUUACUAAGCUGCGAGUCCUUAACUUAACAGACUGCAGGAGGCUUGAAUCUUUGCCUCAGCUUCCAAUGAGUAUUAAGAGUGUGUAUGCAGAUAGGUGUACGUCACUACAAGGGGUGUCAACUCCAUUAACUACAAUCAGAGAGGCACAGUUGGUUGGGGAUCAGUCUAAAUUGUUCUCUGAGAUGCGUUUCUCUUUUACCGAUUGUUUAAAACUGGAUCGAAAUGCACGCAACAGCAUCAUGGAAGAUGUAGAAUUCAAGACUUCAUAUGUUGAAUUCAAGAAGCGGGGUUUGAACACCCAUCACGUAUGUUUCACGGGAAGUGAAGUUCCAUAUGGGUUCAACUAUAAAAGCAAUGGAUCGUCCAUAACUGCCAAGCUUCCUCCGCCUCCGAGGAAUGCUAAGUCGCUGUAUUUAGCUCUAUGUUAUUGUGUUGAAUUCAAGGACUUUCCCGACGGCUUGGAAUUGUUACUACGUUACGUUUGCCAUGUACGAUACAAAAAUGGCGACAGCUUCAAGAAGGCCCUCUCAGUAGGAUGGCACGCUAACGGAGGUGUCAAAUUUUCCAAUUCACACCAUGUCUUUUUGAGGUACAAGGAUAUUGAAAUUGAAAUUGAAGCAGACCACAAUGUUGAUGAGAUUACAAUUAAAUUCAUCAACUUGUCUCUCAACUUUGAGCCAGAUAAGGCAAAAUAUCAUGGCAAGGUUAAAAAGUGUGGGAUCCAUUUGAUGUACAGUACCGGUACCUACGGUGACCAAUUAUACUUGAAUCAAGGCGUUGUGGAUGAAGAUGUUACAGAAGCUAUGAUAGCAGAAGAAUAAGCUGAAAAUGGAGGAUGCUUUAAUGGGGGCAAAACGCGUAGAGGAUUCAGUCCGGAUGAGGACAAAGAUGAACUGGACGCUAAGAGAUUAAAACUUAUGGUUUGAUCCAGAUCUCCAUAUUAUGCUUCAUUUGUAUACAUAAAUAUGUUCAUACCCUAUAUAUGUGUAUAUAUAUGUAUGCAUGUACUUU
This is a messenger RNA of Tripterygium wilfordii, 3692 nucleotides long. Its product is annotated as disease resistance protein RPV1-like. Gene Ontology annotation, biological process: signal transduction; defense response. The coding region runs from base 179 to 3502 and encodes 1107 amino acids. The transcript is spliced from 6 exons. NCBI's taxonomy places the organism in Eukaryota, Viridiplantae, Streptophyta, Magnoliopsida, Celastrales, Celastraceae. Gene Ontology annotation, molecular function: ADP binding. The record is from RefSeq and is a predicted model, not a curated record.